AUGCAGUAUCAGCGUCAUUCAAGAUCGGUGGACCUGGUAGCAAGCAGCAAUCACUCGACGGACGUGAAUGGAUUCCAGACAAAGCUGGAAGGGAUCGGGGUUGUGUUCAAGCUCGACAAAGCCAAGCGAUAUUUCUACAUCUCCCGAGUCAUAGAGAACGGGGCUGCGUAUGCUCACGGCAACAUCUUACCUGGAGACAUCUUCGUCGAGGUGGAUGGAGUAAAAGUUCACAACAAGACUCCAGACGAGCUGGCUCAGCUUAUCUUGGGUCCUCCGGGCAGCAUGGUUGACCUUGUACUCCGCCAGGGCUCCAUUAUCAAGGAGAUUUCAGUGAAGAGGGCAAGGCAGCAGGCCAACGAUAUUGGCAGCACGCCGACCAAGCUUCCCUCCGACUUGAAGUUGGCUUAUCAGAUUCCCAUGCCGUCCAUGCAGAUGCAGCAGGUUCUACCACACGACCACCGCUAUGUCCAUCCAGAUCCCUCGCGCUCGAUGCGCAACCCGUCGGAUUCUCCUCCGCUCCUCAUGCCUGCCAACUCGCUGCCCCGCACUGUGCAUGCUGGAUCAAGAAACGCGGGGAUGCAGGACACGCGAGGCCUGCCGCAUGUAGACGAUCGCUACUUCGAGAUGUCAACGAGGCCCCCGAGAGCUAGCGACAUGCCCGACAUCAGCCGCAUCAGCCUGCACUCCCAGAUGCCGAUGAACAGGUCAAAGGAAGUCGAUUUUGCAUCACAGUACAUGACCUUCGGCCAACCACCCGCAAACUUCCAGCACAAUCACACCCCAACGGUCCAGAUCAGUCCAAUAGAUGCUCGAGACCUCAACCGGCAGCAUCGAAACGCGUUGCCAGGUCAUUCCGCUCCUCAUGCCGCCAUGCCGUCGGCCGAUGAAAUCUUGCGGAACGAUCGAGCCCAGUCGGUCUGGGUGAUGCGGCAUGGCAUGAGGCUCGAUGACCAGGACCCAACGUGGAAGCUGUCGGCCAGUCGCCCUUAUGACCCUCCCAUCUGCGAGCAUGGGAGAGAACAGUGCAAGUUGGCUGGAAUGAGUUUUAAAUCUUCGAGGUCACAAGUCGGCGACAUCUCCUUCGUCCUCUCCUCGCCCUUCUUGAGAUGCGUGCAAACCGCUGCAGAGGUGGCGUCGAUUCUCGGUAUCUCAAGGAUCUUCAUCGAAAAUGACAUCUGUGAAGUCUUGGAGCUGAGAAAUGUCAGCGUUCAGCCCAAGUGCCUCAAAAUGGAUCAGUUGGUCAAAGUGGAGCCCAUGCUCGCACAUCAUGAAAUCAUCCCCUCCUCCGUGAAGAUGCCGUCGUGGCCAGAGAACUUGCACGAAGCAAGAGUGCGCUUCAGAAACGCCUUCGACCGCAUCGCCAAGUCUUACGACGGCAACGUGCUCAUAGUCACGCACGGAGAUACGGUUGCUGAAUUCAUCUCGAUGACCUCAAAGAUUCAAACGGACAAGAUAUACUCAGUUCCAAAUUGCUCGGCAGCUGGAGCGAGGCACGUGGACGGAUGUUGGGACAAGUGCACGUUGAGUGGAGAGAUAUUGAUCUUGGACCAAGAGCACUGA
Molecule: messenger RNA, 1560 nt
Organism: Guillardia theta CCMP2712
Lineage: Eukaryota; Cryptophyceae; Pyrenomonadales; Geminigeraceae
Exons: 16
Coding region: 1-1560 (519 amino acids)
Molecular function (GO): protein binding
Source: RefSeq, a predicted model, not a curated record